GACUUCGAGAAGAGAAGAACCGAGAUGGCGGGCUCCGGCCAGCAGGAGGAUGCGCUGGCGCCCGGGCUGGCGGCGGCCAUCAAUGCGCUGCCGGAGAUGACGGAGAAGAAGCGCAGCAUCGACAUGCAUACAAAUAUCGCCCACGCUCUGGUGGCGGAGGUGAAAGCACGAGAACUGGAUAGGUACUACGAGUUCGAGGAUCAGUUGGCAUCGCAGUCCCUGGGGACCUCCGUGAAAGAGCUGGAACAGCUCCUGGGAUCCUCGCAGAAGGGGACCCUGGCAGAUAAGCUACGA
Symbiodinium necroappetens is the source of this 294-nucleotide messenger RNA. NCBI's taxonomy places the organism in Eukaryota, Dinophyceae, Suessiales, Symbiodiniaceae. The record is from the annotation of a GenBank genome assembly.